ACGCGACGUACCGUAGACACUUCCUCAUAACACAGCUCGGCUAUUCAUUACAUAAAAACGAACUAAAAUAUUUCUCCUUUUCGUGUAGUUUUGUCAUAUGGCUUCAACCAUGAUUCCUUACACUGUAAACAUUAAACUGGCCGCUCGGACACUGACCGGAACCCUUAAUUUACAGAACAAGACAGCAGUGGACUGGGGAUGGCAGGGUCUGAUUGCUCAGGGCUGUCACUCCAGUAUCCUCAUCAUUGACCCAAAGACAUCUCAGACCAUUCAAGUCCUGGAGAGACACAAAGCAAAUGUGGUCAAGGUGAAAUGGUCCAGAGAGAACUACCAUCACAGUCUCAGCUCACCUUACUCUCUGCGUCUGGCGUCUGCAGACGCGGCAGGGAAGAUCAUUGUGUGGGAUGUGGUGAGCGGUAUGGCCCACUGUGAGAUUCAGGAGCACUCCAAACCCAUUCAGGAUAUGGACUGGCUGUGGGCUCAGGACGCUUCACGAGAUCUUCUGCUGGCUGUACAUCCUCCCAACUACAUUGUUCUGUGGAACGGAGACACAGGCACCAAGCUGUGGAAGAAGAGCUAUGCUGAGAAUAUCCUGUCCUUCUCCUUUGACCCUUUUGAGGCCUCCAAUCUGGCAUUGCUGACCAGUGAAGGUAUAGUGUUCAUCACAGAUUUCUCUCACUCUAAACCGCCUGGCAGUGGAGGUAAAAAGGUUUACAUCGCCAGUCCUCAUUCAAGCCCUGCCCACAGCAAACCUGCUGCUGUCCAACCCACCGGUGCCAAGAAAGCCCUGAAUAAGGUCAAAGUGCUCAUCACCAAUGAGAAGCCCACGGCUGAAGCGGUGACUCUUAAUGACUGUCUCCAGCUCUCAUAUCUGCCGUCUAAGAGGAACCACAUGCUGCUGCUGUACCCCAGAGAAAUCCUCAUCCUAGACCUGGAGCUCAGCCAGACUGUUGGAGUGGUGGCCAUCGAGCGCUCCGGCGUGCCCUUUAUACAGGUAAUUCCCUGUGCUCAGAGAGAUGCUCUCUACUGCCUCCACGAGAACGGCUGCAUCACACUGCGUGUGUGUCGCUCCACAACACUUUCUCCUGAUGAAACAGUGACAGAUCCUGAACAGAGCACGCAGGAGCUGGUGUACGACCUCCGUUCACAGUGCGACGCCAUCCGCAUCACUAAGACGGUGCGGCCCUACCGUGUGGUGAUCUGCCCUGUUAAUGAGAACAGCGCUGCCUUAGUGGUCAGUGAUGGCAGAGUAAUGCUGUGGGAGCUCAAAGCCCAUGCCAGUAAAUCUUCAUCCAACCUGAGUUCUGGCCUGCCGCCUCUGUAUUCCCCUGUGAAUUUCUGUGGGACACCUUUAUGUCAGAACCAGAAAUGCAUCCCGGAUCUUUCUCUCAACACAAUGAUUGCUCACAGUCUUAUUUCUGGAGUGGACCCCCCACGACCCAUGGUUGGAGAACAGGAAGUGCAUCUGAAGUUCCUGUUGACAGGGUUACUGUCUGGCCUGCCUUUGCCCCCCUUCUCCCUCCGCAUGUGCCCACCGCUCACCACCAAGAACAUCAGCCACUAUCAACCCCUGCUGGCCGUGGGUACAAGCAAUGGCUCUGUGCUUGUGUACAACUUGACCAGCGGCCUGUUGCACAAAGAGUUGAGUGUUCACUCCUGUGAAGUCAGAGGGAUUGAAUGGGUUAGUUUGACCAGUUUUCUGUCCUUCGCCACCUCUAUCCCCAACAACCUUGGACUAGUGAGGAAUGAACUGCAGCAUGUGGAUUUACGCACAGGGCGGUGCUUUGCAUUUCGGGGUGAGCGCGGGAAUGAUGAACCAGCCAUUGAAAUGAUUAAAGUGUCACAUCUGAAGCAGUAUCUGGUGGUGGUGUUCAGAGACAAGCCUCUAGAACUCUGGGACGUCCGCACCGGAACCCUGCUGCGCGAGAUGGCCAAGAACUUCCCUACUGUCACUGCCCUGGAGUGGUCUCCCUCACAUAACCUUAAAAGUCUGAAGAAAAAGCAGCUUGCAGCACGAGAGGCCAUGGCCAGACAGACUACUCUCGCCGAUGCUGAGCAGAGCAGUGUUGAGUCUUCCGUUAUCAGUCUGCUGCAGGAUGCUGAGAGUAAGUCUGAUACGAGUCAGGGCAUCUCGGCUCGCGAGCACUUUGUGUUUACUGACACAGACGGUCAGGUCUAUCACAUCACUGUGGAAGGCAACAGUGUGAAAGACGGUGCACGAAUCCCUCCUGAUGGCAGUAUGGGGAGCAUUGCCUGUAUUGCAUGGAAAGGAGACACUCUUGUUCUGGGAGAUGUAGAUGGAAACCUCAAUUUUUGGGACCUGAAGGCCCGUCUGUCAAGGGGUGUGCCUACACAUCGUGGAUGGGUGAAGAAGAUCCGUUUCGCUCCAGGGAAAGGCAACCAAAAACUCCUGGUCAUGUACACAGAUGGAGCCGAAGUCUGGGAUACCAAAGAGGUGCAAAUGGUGAGCAGCAUCAGAGUGGGGCGUAACGUGAGUUACAGGAUUCUGGAUAUCGACUGGUGCACGUCAGAUAAAGUGGUGCUGGCAUCAGAUGAUGGCUGUGUGAGAGUUCUGGAGAUGGCCAUGAAGUCUGCCAGUUACAGAAUGGAUGAGCAGGACCUGACAGAUCCAGUGUGGUGUCCAUAUCUUCUGCUGCCACGUGCUGCUCUCACACUGAAGGCUUUUCUGCUGCUGCAGCCCUGGUCUGAUACAUUCACCAUGGACAUCACACAUGUAGACUAUGUGGAGAAGGAUGAAAUAAAGGGACUGAUCCAGGAACAACUCAACUCUCUUUCAAAUGACAUCAAAAGUGUUCUCCUGGAUCCAAAUCUGAACUUGCUGCAACGCUGCCUCCUUGUGUCAAGGCUGUUUGGUGAUGAAUCAGACCUUCAGUUCUGGACGGUGACGGCUCAUUACAUCCAAUCUUUUGCCAAAAGCCAGCAGCCCAGUGGAUCGGCCCCAGAGGGUGCGGCACCAGCUGAGGGCCCCCAGAGCACCCUUGUCAGCCACCUGGACAUCUGCCACGACACCCUGUGUGAAAGCUCUUUCUUCCAGAGGUUUCAGUUGGAGCGGGUUCGUCUUCAGGAAGUGAAGAGGUCCAGCUAUGAACACACCAAGAAGUGUGCUGACCAGCUCCUGCUACUGGGUCAGACGGACCGGGCGGUGCAAUUGCUCUUGGAGACCAGUGCAGAUAACUCCAGCUACUACUGUGACUCACUCAAAGCCUGUCUGGUGACCACCAUCACCUCUUCUGGCCCCUCUCAGAGCACCAUUAAGCUGGUGGCCACAAACAUGAUUGCCAAUGGCAAGCUGGCAGAGGGUGUGCAGUUGCUCUGCCUGAUUGACAAAGCAGCGGAUGCGUGUCGUUAUCUGCAGACGUAUGGAGAGUGGAACCGGGCUGCCUGGCUGGCCAAGGUGCGUCUGAACCCAGCAGAUAGUUCAGAUGUUCUGAAGCGCUGGGCAGAGCAUCUGUGUUCUCCUCAGGUCAAUCAGAAGUCAAAGGCAAUCCUGGUCCUGCUCUCGCUAGGGUGCUUCCAGAAAGUUGGCGAGAUGCUGCACAGAUAUGUCUUCAAAUUUCCCCACAGCAUGAGAUAUUUCGACCGUGCUGCACUCUUUAUUGAAGCCUGUUUGAAAUAUGGUGUGAUGGAAACCAAUGAUGACGUUAAUAAGCUCAUAGGUGCUGCCUUCUCCGACUACGCCAAGUUGCUCCGCUCCAUUGGGCUGAAGCAGGGUGCUGUGCAGUGGGCCUCCCGGGCGGGAGAGGCAGGACAGAAGCUGCUGGAUGAGCUGUCCCAGACAGAGGGCGCGGGGCCAGAGCUCAGCCCCCGAGAUGAAGAGGCAGAAGACACUCUAGUGACUAUAGAAUGACUUGCUUCAAAUGGAAUGUUGGGAGAAGAGGGUACGCUUGCUAAAGAACAGUUAUAAAACAAGAACUGUCACAGCAUGUCUUCACUGCAAACGAGCGGAGCGGUGCAAUGUCAGUUAUAAUGGGAGUGUGAUCUUUUCUUCUUUUUUUUUUUGUGCUGUAAUGUCGCACCGCUCGACUGCAGUGUAUGCACGUUGUCGGUUUUAUGCAUGUAUGCAGACAGAUGACAAACAUGUCUUUUGUCAUAGCUUCUAAUUGUUUCUUUGUUGUAUUUUCUAAUUGUUUGCUGGUUGUGAGGUGUUCUGUGUUGCUGUGUGUCGUUUUAUUCAUGCCAAGAAGACAUUCCUCUAACACCUACCAUCAUACUGUAAUGCAUUCCAAACCUGUUUUUGCACUUUUAUUGUCAACCAAAAACUUUUUCCUUGUGACAUAAAAAUUAUAUAAUGCAAUA
Myxocyprinus asiaticus (Chinese sucker) is the source of this 4317-nucleotide messenger RNA. It is a transcript of the gene wdr11, whose product is annotated as WD repeat domain 11. Lineage: Eukaryota; Metazoa; Chordata; Actinopteri; Cypriniformes; Catostomidae. Gene Ontology annotation, cellular component: cytoplasm. The coding region runs from base 98 to 3868 and encodes 1256 amino acids. Gene Ontology annotation, molecular function: protein binding. The transcript has 29 exons. The record is from RefSeq and is a predicted model, not a curated record.